CCAACUUCCCGCGGUUCGGCCCCGCUGCGCCCCGAGCCCACGCCUCCGGGAAUCCCGCGGGCCCCCAGCUUCCAGCCCCGGCGGCGCGCCGGGCAGCGCUUCGGUGGCGGCGGCGGCGGCGGCGAAGGCGGCGCAGGCGGUGGCGGCGGCGGCGGCUGCAGCCCCACACUCAGCCGCCAAACUGGAGGAGCGACGGAAGCCGGACCCGAGGAGGAUGGAGGAUGAAGCUGUCCUGGACAGAGGGGCUUCCUUCCUUAAGCAUGUGUGUGAUGAAGAAGAAGUAGAAGGCCACCACACCAUCUACAUCGGGGUCCAUGUGCCAAAGAGCUACAGGAGAAGGAGACGUCACAAGAGAAAGGCAGGGCACAGAGAAAAGAAGGAAAAGGAGAGAAUCUCUGAGAACUACUCUGACAAGUCCGACGUGGAGAACGCGGAUGAGUCCAGUAGCAGCAUCCUAAAGCCUCUCAUCUCUCCCGCCGCAGAACGCAUCCGAUUCAUCUUGGGCGAGGAGGAUGACAGUCCAGCACCCCCUCAGCUCUUCACGGAACUGGAUGAGCUGCUGGCCGUGGAUGGACAGGAGAUGGAGUGGAAGGAGACAGCGAGGUGGAUUAAGUUUGAAGAAAAAGUGGAACAGGGUGGGGAGAGAUGGAGCAAGCCCCACGUGGCCACCUUGUCCCUUCAUAGCUUAUUUGAGCUGAGGACAUGUAUGGAGAAAGGAUCCAUCAUGUUGGACAGGGAGGCUUCUUCUCUCCCGCAGUUGGUGGAGAUGAUUGUUGACCAUCAGAUUGAGACAGGCCUAUUGAAACCUGACCUUAAGGAUAAGGUGACCUAUACUUUGCUCCGGAAGCACCGGCAUCAAACCAAGAAAUCCAACCUUCGAUCCCUGGCUGACAUUGGGAAGACAGUCUCCAGUGCAAGUAGGAUGUUUACCAACCCUGAUAAUGGUAGCCCAGCCAUGGCCCACAGGAAUCUGACUUCUUCCAGUCUGAAUGACAUCUCUGAUAAGCCAGAGAAGGACCAGCUGAAGAAUAAGUUCAUGAAAAAACUGCCACGUGAUGCCGAAGCCUCCAACGUGCUUGUUGGCGAGGUCAACUUCUUAGAUUCUCCUUUCAUUGCCUUUGUUCGGCUGCAGCAGGCCGUCAUGCUGGGUGCCCUGACUGAGGUCCCUGUGCCCACAAGGUUCUUGUUCAUUCUCUUAGGUCCUAAGGGGAAAGCCAAGUCCUACCAUGAGAUUGGCAGAGCCAUUGCCACCUUGAUGUCCGAUGAGGUGUUCCAUGACAUCGCUUAUAAAGCAAAAGAUAGGCAGGACCUGAUUGCUGGCAUUGACGAGUUCCUAGAUGAAGUCAUUGUCCUUCCCCCCGGGGAAUGGGAUCCAGCGAUCAGGAUAGAGCCCCCUAAGAGUCUUCCGUCAUCUGACAAAAGAAAGAAUAUGUACUCAGGUGGAGAAAAUGUUCAGAUGAACGGGGACACGCCCCAUGAUGGAGGCCAUGGAGGAGGAGGACACGCGGAUUGUGAGGAAUUACAGCGCACUGGAAGGUUCUGUGGUGGACUAAUUAAGGACAUAAAGAGGAAAGCACCAUUUUUUGCCAGUGAUUUUUAUGAUGCUUUAAAUAUUCAGGCUCUUUCAGCAAUUCUCUUCAUUUAUCUGGCAACAGUAACUAAUGCUAUCACUUUUGGAGGACUGCUUGGGGAUGCCACUGACAACAUGCAGGGCGUGUUGGAGAGUUUCCUGGGCACCGCUGUCUCUGGAGCCGUUUUUUGCCUCUUCGCUGGUCAACCACUCACUAUUUUGAGCAGCACAGGACCUGUUCUAGUUUUUGAGAGGCUGCUAUUUAAUUUCAGCAAGGACCAUAAUUUUGACUACUUGGAGUUUCGCCUUUGGAUUGGCCUGUGGUCAGCCUUCAUGUGUCUCAUUUUGGUGGCCACUGAUGCCAGCUUCUUGGUUCAGUACUUCACUCGCUUCACUGAAGAGGGCUUCUCUUCUCUGAUUAGUUUCAUCUUUAUCUAUGACGCUUUCAAGAAGAUGAUCAAGCUAGCUGAUUACUACCCCAUCAACUCCAACUUCAAAGUGGGCUACAAUACUCAAUUUUCCUGUGUUUGUAUGCCUCCCAACCCAGUUAAUAUCUCCAUGUCAAAUGAUACCACAUUGGCUCCUGAAGAUUUGCCAACUGUUUCUUCUACUGACAUGCACCAUAAUGCUACCUUUGACUGGGCAUUUCUGACGACGAAGGAGUGUUUGAAAUAUGGAGGAAAGCUCAUGGGCAACAACUGUGGUUUUGUUCCUGAUAUCACUCUCAUGUCUUUCAUCCUUUUCUUGGGCACCUACACCUCUUCUAUGGCUCUGAAAAAAUUCAAAACUAGUCGUUAUUUUCCAACCACGGCAAGGAAACUGAUCAGUGACUUCGCCAUUAUCUUGUCCAUUCUCAUCUUUUGUGUAAUAGAUGCCCUGGUAGGUGUGGAUACUCCAAAACUGAUUGUGCCAAGUGAGUUCAAGCCAACAAGUCUAAACCGAGGUUGGUUUGUUCCACCAUUUGGAGGAAACCCCUGGUGGGUGUACCUUGCAGCUGCUAUACCUGCUUUGUUGGUCACCAUUCUCAUUUUCAUGGACCAGCAAAUCACAGCUGUGAUUGUAAACAGGAAAGAACAUAAACUCAAGAAAGGAGCUGGAUAUCACCUGGAUCUCUUUUGGGUGGCCAUCCUCAUGGUGGUGUGCUCCUUCAUGGCCCUUCCGUGGUACGUGGCUGCUACUGUCAUCUCCAUUGCUCACAUCGACAGUUUGAAGAUGGAGACAGAGACUUCUGCACCUGGAGAACAACCAAAAUUCCUAGGAGUGAGGGAACAAAGAGUCACUGGAACCCUUGUGUUUAUUCUGACUGGUCUGUCAGUCUUUAUGGCUCCCAUCUUGAAGUUUAUUCCCAUGCCUGUACUCUAUGGCGUGUUCCUGUAUAUGGGGGUAGCAUCUCUUAAUGGUGUGCAGUUCAUGGAUCGUCUGAAGCUGCUUCUGAUGCCCCUGAAGCAUCAGCCUGACUUUAUCUACCUGCGCCAUGUCCCCCUGCGCAGAGUCCACCUGUUCACUUUCCUGCAGGUGCUCUGUCUAGCCCUGCUCUGGAUCCUCAAGUCAACUGUGGCUGCUAUCAUUUUUCCAGUCAUGAUCUUGGCACUUGUAGCUGUCAGAAAAGGCAUGGACUACCUCUUCUCCCAGCACGACCUCAGCUUCCUCGAUGAUGUCAUUCCAGAAAAGGAUAAGAAAAAGAAGGAGGAUGAGAAGAAAAAGAAAAAGAAGAAGGGAAGUCUGGACAGUGACAAUGAUGAUUCUGACUGCCCAUACUCAGAAAAAGUUCCAAGUAUUAAAAUUCCAAUGGACAUCAUGGAACAGCAACCUUUCCUAAGUGAUAGCAAACCUUCCGACAGGGAAAAAUCACCAACAUUCCUUGAACGCCACACAUCAUGCUGAUAAAAUUCCUUUCCUUCAGUCACUCGGUAUACCAAGUCCUUCUAGAACUCCAGUAAAAGUUGUGCCUCAAAUUAGAAUAGAACUUGAGCCUGAAGACAAUGAUUAUUUCUGGAGGAGCAAGGGAACAGAAACUAUAUUGUAACCUGUUUGUCUUUCUUACAACUGACAGUUUUUGUUGUUUAUGUUCUUGUUUUUUGUCUAAUUGUUUAUUUUUUAAUUUUUGUUUUGUUUCGGUUUUUGGUCACUGGCCAAACAAUACAGUGCUCUCUCUGCUUCUCUCUUGCAUAGGUAAAAUCAAGACAGUAGUGCACCGUUCCUUAAAAACAACAUCUGAAGAAUCCCCUGUUUGUUCUUAUACUUUCAAAUGUGUCCUCUGACAGCCAAAUUCCUCUGUCACUCAAGACACACACAGACCCUGUCCUUUUCCUUUAUUAAGCAGAGGGCAAAAGUAUUAAGGAUUUUAUAACACCUUUUAUUAAAAUAUUGAAGGAACUUCCACCUUGAGCUUUGGAGCUGUGCUUACUGGCUUGUCUUUCUGUCUGGUUGAACAAACCUUGACCUCCAGACAGUCCCUUCUCACCUAUAGCACUCUCCAGGACUGGAAAAAGUGCUGCUAUUCUAACUUGCUCUUGCUUAUAAACACUAAUCUCUUAAGAGUUAUCAAAAGAAGAAAAACUAAAGGUACUUUACUCCCACUAGAGAAACUAUUGCCAUCAUUGUAGCAAGUGCUGGAAUGUCCGUUUUUUCCUAUGCAACUUUUUUUAACCCUUUAAUGAACUUAUCUGUUGAGUACAUUGAAGACUAUUUUUCUUCCUAGAUUUUGUUGUUUAAAUUAUGGGGCCUAACCUGCAACUUAUUUUUUGUCAAUUUUUUAAACUUUUUUUUAAUUACUGUAAAGAAAAUGAAUUUUUUCCUGCAGCAGGAAACAUAGUUUUGAGUAGUUCUACCUCUUAUUUGUAGCUGCCAGGCUUUCUGUAAAAAUUGUAUUGUAUAUAAUGUGAUUUUUACGUAAACAUACACACACACACGUACACACAGAUACACCACCUCUAGGGUAUGCCAGAGGGCUAGAUCAGAUUAAAAACACCAUGUUUCUAAGCAUCCAUUUUUCCCUUUCUUUAAGAGAAAUUUAACUGUUCUAUGAAGGAGAUUGGGGGCGGAGGGAGACGCUCCUUUGUAAGGGAAUAACUGAUGUUUUGAUAAUAGUAGUAUCCGGGCAAAGAUGCUGAUUGUAUUACCAUUUUGAUGUCCUAUGCAGUAUUGUUAGACAUUUUUUUCAUUUUGAAAACAUUUGUGUGUUUGUGUAUGUACUCUGUGUGUGGCUGGUACACAUAUGUGCAAGGGUAGAAAGAGAUAGAGUCAUGGUAGGCGAAGGGCAAAGUUAUCUAGCCUCUCAUGUCAGUUUUUGUAAAACCCAAACCACAUAUGAAAAAUCCAUCAGAGGUCCAGGAGACUUACUGUUAUGCAGAUGAGGGUAAAUAUACUUUAUUACCCAGACGGCGGUCACCAUCACUGAUGCAAUAGCCCUUAUUUACAAUACAAAAUGCACAGGACUGUGAUAGACCAUUUUUACAUUUAUAAAGUGUCUAUGAGAAUGCAGUUGGAUCGCAGAGGUAUAUAUAUAUACAUUUUAACAAUACACUUGUCUUUAAGAUUGAAAGGCAAUUAUUCUUUGUGAUUGAGGCAUAUAGAAUAUACAUGUCUAUAUACGUGUGUGUAUGUGUAUUUCAAAGUACCAUAUUGAAAGUUAGAAAAAAGAAAAUUAGAUCUUUAACCAAAUUUAGCAUGUUAUCUAAAUGUAGUGUUUUAAUAGGCUGCAUUAUGUAUUAUGAAUCUGCAUUAAAAACAGCGUUUUAAAUGUUGAAUCCAUAAUUUUGGAUUCCUAUAACUAUAUUUGUGAUAUAUGCUGACUACGGUCGUUGGAGGAGUACUAGAAGCAGAACGAAACCACUUAUUUUGGUUUCAUAAUAUGCAUAUAUUGACUCCCACUCAUUCUUAUAUUAAUUAAAUUACAAUUCUGUCCUGUUGAAAUUUUGAUUAUAAAAACUGUAUUGUUCUAAAUUAACUGUUACUUUUAUAGUAUCUGAUAAUCUUAAAACUUCAAAUUUUAUACAAAUUAGACAUAAAUGACCUACAAUUUUUUUCAUUAAAAUGAAGGCGGCAAAGUGAAUGUUAUUUGUUAGAACCUCACAUGCCAAAUUUUGGCAUCAUGUUUGUUUUUAGAGCUAUCCUUAAAGUGAUUACUCUGUAUUAUCUAGUUUUUCAUUACCUUAAUAUAAAACUAUAUGAAGUUUUUCUCUUUGUUUCUCCUGAGCAUCAAUAAAAUGUUUAAAAGCCAUGCAUAUUAAAUUUAGCCUAACCUAGGAUCUUGUUAAAUUAAAGACACUUUUGUUCACUUUUAUAAAAGCUCUAGAUAGAAUAAUUUAUUUUUCUGAUCAUGAAUCAAGUAUUUGAGGAUUCAUGCCCCUCUCUGUCCCUUUCAAAGAACUCCUGAAGCAACUUAGCUCAGUAUUUCAGCCUUUGAGUAUAUCUAAAAGCUACCUGCACCUUCAUUUAUGAUCCAUAUUCUGUGACAGAAGGUCAAUACUCAUGAUAUGAAUGCGGAGUGGCACCUUGUAUUUGCUUAAAGGAACAGUUAGUAUCAAACCUUUUCAAUAUUUUGGAACCCAGAGAAGUAUUUUAAAAAUCAUUUACUUUCAGAGGAACACAGAUAGUUACCAAACAACAAACAAACAAACCCUGAGGUCCACACAGAGCCACCGAAUUAUCUGUAUUUUAACUGAAUUUACACACUGUCAAAGAACUAACCAGAUUUUUGGUGGUUUUGUUUCUCUGUAAACUGGACACAAAGAAUACAACAGUAAAAUUUUUACCAAGUGUCUCUUCCUGAUGUAAAUACAAAGAGAAGAGAUUCAAGUUGUUAGAAGUAAAGCAGUAAGUGUAGUUGUUAACUAGAAGUCCUGUGGUAGUACAGACUUACCAUUGGAAGGAAAGCAUCACCAGGCCAAGAGUCUGCUUUAUCAGAGCAGAAAGGCCCAUGGUUUUGCAUUUGAAAGAUAAUCUUUUGGAGACACUGUUUUCCUUGAAAAACGUCACUCUACUAUGUAAAAGAGUGACCAACUUGGAAUCCUAAUCAUUUUGAGUUCCAUACUGGGAACUGGAAUCAUUUUGUGGUCCAGGCAGGCAGUGGAGUGGGGUGGGGGGGUGGAGGAAGUCAGAGAUGUAGGGGAACAAACCUUUUCUAGUCAGCCGCCCACCACCUCAAAGAAAGGGGGAAAGAGAAACAAUUGUCUGCCGCCAGAAAUUCAGUUGGUAUGUAUUUUUAUGCACGUGCACCAACACACACAGAGUAAAUCUUUUAUCAGCUAUAUAUUGGUGUUUAAUACAGAGAACGAUUGUCUUCCAAGUUUUUGCUUCUUUUUUUUAAACUGUGUUAAGUACUUGAAAUGUAUUGACUGCUGACUAUCUUUAAAAAACAAAAACAAAACGAUUUGAGUUGUAUUACAGAGGUUGACAUUGUUCAGGGGAUGGGACAAAGCUUUCUUCAACCCUUUUCAUACCACUUAAUGAUUUUGGUGCAGGAACUUGAGAUUUUCUUAUUUAUUCCAUGAGAUUUCACAUCCCCUCUUCACAGCAUGAGCAUGAAGCCCAGUGGCACCAAGUGGCUGAAUACAGUCAAAUGAUAUUUUGCUUGGGCCUUGGGAGUUUUUAGAUGAUGAUUUCAUCAAGCUUCAUUGCAGCCUGAAAUAAAAAAGCUUUGUGGUAUAUGCUAACCAGUCAAGUUGAGUUUUGACCAGGAAUUUGGAUAUGUUCUGUUUUUUGGCUCAUUUCUUUGUGCUCUAUGGGUACAUACAAAAAUCCUGAAUUCUGUUCCUUAGGCAGAUAUUGCAACUCAGGGCUAAAGUCAUCCAGUGAAAUUUUUAGAGCCAUAAGUAACUUUGUCCCAGUCCUACAAUGUGAAGAGAAUGAAUAGUUGCCUCUUUUUAGCCAUUUUUAUGGCUGGUACAUAUCUGUACACAUUACUUUUCAGAAUCAAUACGCACUUUCAGAUAUUCUUAUUUUUAUUCUCUUAAGUCUUUAUUAACUUUGGAGAAAUGAUGCAUCUUUUUAUUUUAAGUGAAGUAGAUCAACAUGGUGGAACAAAAUGAUAAAGUACAGAACAUUUCAAUAUAUUACUAAUAAUUUUUUUCCAAUAUAAAACCUAAAAUUCCUAUAACAUUAUAGUAUUUUACAGUUUUAUGAAGCUUUCUAUUGUGACUUUUAUGGAAUUAAGAGAUGAAGAAGAUGAGAUAUUUUAGCAUUUAUAUUUUUCAAAAUUAAAUGUAUACUUAAAAUAAAGUAACUUUAUGCAUUUA
Messenger RNA from Lipotes vexillifer (Yangtze River dolphin), 7809 nucleotides. It is a transcript of the gene SLC4A4, whose product is annotated as solute carrier family 4 member 4. The transcript is spliced from 27 exons. Gene Ontology annotation, cellular component: plasma membrane; basolateral plasma membrane. NCBI's taxonomy places the organism in Eukaryota, Metazoa, Chordata, Mammalia, Artiodactyla, Lipotidae. Gene Ontology annotation, molecular function: solute:inorganic anion antiporter activity; monoatomic anion transmembrane transporter activity; sodium:bicarbonate symporter activity. The record is from RefSeq and is a predicted model, not a curated record. The coding region runs from base 215 to 3454 and encodes 1079 amino acids. Gene Ontology annotation, biological process: transmembrane transport; bicarbonate transport; regulation of intracellular pH.